AUGGAUACAAACAGUGAUUUAUCUUUUAUUUCGCGUGCCGCCUUUGAUCAACUGGUGUCUGAAUUUUUGUCAAGUCGUAAACCCAAGCAACAAAGGAAAGCAAUAAUUACCCAGAAAGACUAUGAUUUAAUUAUAAGUAUCCUAAAAAAUCCCAAAGACAUGUCUAAUGGAACUGCAAAGGAUCGUUUUUGGGCAAAAAAUAAUUUUUAUUUACAUGAUCUUGGAACACCUCACAACCCUAUUAUUCAGCUCAUGGAAAUAAAAAAUGCAAAAGAAAGAACAGACCGCGUCAUUUGCCCAUUUCAGAAUCUUUACAAUGUUCUUGGUAAGAUGCAUGGUAGUUCACAGCAGCAUUCUGGUUCAAAAAAAACUUAUGAGGCAGUAAGCAGACAAUAUGCAUAUGUUCCUAGAUCAUUCGUGGAGUUGUAUGUUGCACAGUGUACACAAUGUUGCACACGUAGAAACUUUCCUGCACCCAUAAUUGGGAAAACCAUCAUUUCAAAGAAAUUUUUACAACGGGUUCAAAUUGAUCUGGUUUCCUUUGAAAAAUAUCUGGAUAAAGAGUACCAUUAUAUUGCACAUCUUCGGGAUCACUUUUCCCAGUUUUCCUGGACAUGUCCAUUAUGCACUAAGGAGGCUUCAGAAGUUUCUGCAUUCUUAUUUUCAGUCUUUACUGUUUUUGGACCUCCUUGUAUUUUGCAAAGCGAUAAUGGGCGUGAAUUUACAGUUCAGGUUAUUUAUGAACUUGUUAGUUUAUGGAAAGGAGUUCACAUAAUUAAUGGGUGUCCUCGCCACCCCCAAUCGCAAGGACUAGUCGAAAAUGCUAACAAGACUUUAAAAAACGCACUUUCUACAUGGAUGGAGGAUAACCAGCAAAGAGAUUGGAGCGUCGGUCUUCCCAUAGUUACAUAUGCUAUGAACAUUCGUCAUUCCAGGCCUACUAAGUAUACUCCAUACGAAUUAGUUUUUGGUCAACAUCCAUUAUGA
This is a messenger RNA of Dentiscutata heterogama, 987 nucleotides long. The record is from the annotation of a GenBank genome assembly. Lineage: Eukaryota; Fungi; Glomeromycota; Glomeromycetes; Diversisporales; Gigasporaceae.